This is a messenger RNA of Mollisia scopiformis, 1871 nucleotides long. RefSeq lists its product as uncharacterized. The record is from RefSeq and is a predicted model, not a curated record. The transcript has 3 exons. The coding region runs from base 69 to 1763 and encodes 564 amino acids. Lineage: Eukaryota; Fungi; Ascomycota; Leotiomycetes; Helotiales; Mollisiaceae.
CGCUUUUCCAUGAGCACACAGUUCAUCACACUGCUUCGAGGGCAGAGAAUAUAUCUGCGCGAAUCACCAUGGUUUCACCACCUUCACCAGCAUACUUGUACCGUCCAGUGGAUGCCGGGCACGGAGGAUUUCGCGUUGCUAUCUUGGAACCGUCCAUCGAAUUUCUGCGCCGAUACGUUGCAGCUUACUUGAGACUUCCAUCGAGUCUUAUCCUAAUUAUGAGGCAAUUUCCUAUGUUUGGGGCGAUCCCAACAUCAAGACACCUUUGGAGGUCGAAGGCUCUGCGACAUAUUCGAUUUCCCGACAAGAAGCGGUACAUCUGGGCGGAUGCCUUAUGUAUUGACCAAACCAACCUCGAAGAACGCGGACAGCAAGUGCAGCAAAUGAAAGAGAUAUACUCCCACUGCACUCGAGAUCUAAUUUGGCUGGGCGAAUCCAACGAACGGACUGAACGAGGUAUCCAAGUCCUCAUGCAUGCUCAAAUUGUAAUUGGGAAGCAUACGAUGGAGUGGUCGGUGCUCAGUGCUAUUCUGGAUCACUCUGGAAUUCCAGAUCGCUUUCACGGACCUUUUGGACACGGCACAUUUGAACAAGAUAUUUGGGAUAUUUUCACGAGUGUUCAAGUCAUCCAGCAUCAAAGAGACAGUUUCACAAGAGUACAGCCAAUCAACUCGACAUUAUUGGACGUUCUUUCGAGGUUUCAACAAACCUAUAGCACAGAUCCCAGAGACAAGAUCUUUGGUCUGUUGGGUCUGGCAACAAAUGAGCAUGGUAUUGUUCCUAGCUAUUUCAAGUCAGUUCGAGAAGUCUACACCGAUGUUGCUUAUGCUCAAAUUCAAGCUGAGCAGAAUUUGGACAUGAUCGCGCAAAGUAUGUGGCCAUUGGGUGCCGGGUCAGAUGAAUCCAAAGAUGGUUUGAGCGCGUCUGUCACAGCCGGGCUUCCCUCUUGCGUGCCAAAUUUCUGGCUGACCGAGAGGGAGACUUUACUGUUUGCGCAGCGAGGUAUCUUUGCUGCUGGUUCCUCUAUCUUCUCCGAACCGGUCACUGUCACACCAUUGGGAAAGUUGUGCAUACGUGGAACCUUUCUGGGAAGCAUCAAAGUGCUGAGGGCAUUGGGCAGUGAGAUUGUCCCAAGGAAUCCAGGAGAAUCGAAGUGGGUCAAGCAUUGGCUACCAGAAUCAUUGAAAGAUGAUAGUGUAGGACAAAGCAUGUACCCAACAGGUGAAGAUCUGUUUGAAGCUUACUGGCGCACUUUACUUGCAGAUUGUCGAAUGUACCCUGCUCAAAGACUAUCACCACAAGACAUUGAGGAGCAUAGUCAGAUCUUUGGCAGGUGGCGUCAGUUCUCAGACGUGGCUUUACCAGACAAUUUGUUCCAAUAUACGUCCCAGGUUCCCGUCACUUGGAGCGAACGGGACGAGGAGGCCUAUAAGGCUGCUUGUGAGCUAGGGAGGAUCAACAGCCUUAAUCAUAAGAUGGGGAAAUGGCAAUUUGCUGAGUUGGACGCAGGUUUAUACGCAAUGGUACCUUGUCCUGCUUCCUGCAGAGCAGAUAGAACUGCUGUUCAAGUGAACGACUGGAUACUUGUCGUGGAUGGCGGAAAGGUGCCUUUGGUUAUUCGACAAGUGAAGUCUGGUCUUGAACAAGUGGACGAAGAAUGGGAAGUUCUUGGUACGGCAUACGUUCAUGGAUUCAUGGACGGGAGGGCAAAUGAGUGGGUGAAUGAGGCAAGGCUUGAGCGGUCCUCGAUCACUCUUGUUUGAAAUUUGGAGGAGGCCAUCUCUGAGGUAUGCCCUGUUUUGAAGCCGAGUGGAACCUUUGUCCUGAUCCUCGCCUCAGCCAAAGCCAAUAUGUCCUUAAACAGAUUUGUC